Molecule: messenger RNA, 3358 nt
Organism: Propithecus coquereli (Coquerel's sifaka)
Lineage: Eukaryota; Metazoa; Chordata; Mammalia; Primates; Indriidae
Gene: ZC3H12C
Product: zinc finger CCCH-type containing 12C
Exons: 6
Coding region: 79-2733 (884 amino acids)
Cellular component (GO): cytoplasmic ribonucleoprotein granule; nucleus
Molecular function (GO): mRNA binding; metal ion binding; RNA endonuclease activity
Source: RefSeq, a predicted model, not a curated record
AUUGUUCUUCGUGCCUGCCUGGAAGUCUGCAGCUAAAAUUGUGUUAAGGAGUUUACUGUGAAGCUGCUACAGAAACCAAUGUCUUUGUAUUUUCCUGCUAACGAAUACGGGGUGCUUUGCAUUCAGGAGUACAGAAAAAACAACAAAGUGGAGUCAAGUACACUUAACAGCUUCAUGGGCUUGAAGGAUCACCUGGGGCACGACCUCAGCCACCUGUAUGUGGAGAACACUGACCCACAGUUAAGUGCAGCUGUACCUUGGUCAACGGUAGAUAAACCAACAAUGGAUACAGUUAAUGCUGGGAAGGAUGAAAAAGAGGUGUCUGAAGAGAAUGCAAGCUCUGGUGACUCUGAAGAAAGCACAAAUUCUGAUCAUGAGUCAGAACAAUUGAGUAGCAUUUCAGUAGAGCCAUGCUCAUUAACCAAGACUCACAGACAACUAUGUAGGUCUCCCUGUUUAGAGCCUCACAUACUCAAGCGCAAUGAAAUUUUGCAAGACUUUAAACCCGAAGAGUCCCAGACUACAUCCAAGGAAGGGAAGAAACCCCCUGAUGUGGUACGAGAAUACCAAACGAAACUGGAGUUUGCACUUAAGUUAGGUUAUUCUGAAGAACAGGUUCAGCUUGUGCUAAACAAACUUGGUACAGAUGCUUUAAUCAAUGAUAUUUUGGGAGAACUUGUCAAACUUGGAAAUAAAAGCGAGGCUGAUCAAACAGUUAGUACCAUUAACAGUAUAAUGCGGGAAACAUCUUCCCUGGAAUCUCAGCGGUCUGAAUCUCCAAUGCAAGAGAUUGUAACAGACGACGGUGAAAAUCUGAGACCAAUAGUUAUUGAUGGCAGCAAUGUGGCAAUGAGCCAUGGAAACAAAGAAGUAUUUUCCUGCCGAGGAAUAAAAUUAGCAGUGGAUUGGUUUUUGGAAAGAGGCCACAAAGAUGUUACAGUCUUUGUUCCUGCUUGGAGGAAAGAACAAUCCCGGCCUGAUGCUCUCAUCACAGAUCAAGAAAUUUUACGUAAAUUAGAGAAGGAGAAAAUCCUGGUGUUCACGCCAUCUCGGCGAGUCCAGGGGAGGCGAGUGGUGUGCUAUGACGACAGGUUCAUCGUGAAGCUGGCCUUUGAGUCAGAUGGUAUAAUUGUGUCCAAUGAUAACUACAGGGAUUUGGCUAAUGAAAAACCAGAAUGGAAGAAGUUCAUAGAUGAGCGAUUAUUAAUGUAUUCAUUUGUUAAUGACAAGUUCAUGCCUCCUGACGACCCUCUUGGCAGACACGGCCCCAGUCUGGAUAAUUUUCUGAGGAAGAAACCUAUUGUUCCUGAACACAAAAAGCAGCCUUGUCCAUAUGGAAAGAAGUGUACCUAUGGACACAAGUGCAAAUAUUACCAUCCCGAAAGGGGCAGUCAGCCUCAGCGGUCAGUGGCUGAUGAACUUCGUGCCAUGUCUAGAAAUACAGCAGCCAAAACUGCAAAUGAAGGAGGACUGGUGAAAAGCAACAGUGUUCCUUGUAGCACUAAGGCUGAUAGCACUUCUGAUGUGAAACGAGGUGCUCCAAAGAGGCAAUCAGAUCCAAGCAUAAGGACUCAAGUCUACCAAGACCUAGAAGAAAAGCUUCCCACCAAAAACAAAUUGGAAACCAGGUCUGUACCUUCCUUAGUUAGCAUACCGGCUACUUCUACUGCAAAACCCCAAAGCACUGCAUCUUUAAGCAAUGGCCUUCCAUCUGGAGUUCAUUUCCCACCUCAGGAUCAAAGACCACAGGGACAAUAUCCUCCAAUGAUGAUGGCAACCAAAAAUCAUGGAACGCCAAUGCCUUAUGAACAGUAUCCAAAAUGCGACUCGCCUGUUGACAUUGGAUAUUACUCCAUGUUGAACGCAUAUUCAAAUCUGAGUAUCUCAGGCCCACGAAGUCCUGAAAGGCGUUUCUCAUUAGACACAGAUUAUAGAAUAAGUUCUGUAGCUUCUGACUGCAGCAGUGAAGGGAGCAUGAGCUGCGGGAGCAGUGACUCCUAUGUGGGGUACAAUGACCGGUCCUACGUCAGCUCUCCCGACCCGCAGCUAGAAGAGAAUUUGAAGUGUCAACACAUGCACCCUCACAGCCGCCUUAAUUCCCAACCCUUCCUGCAGAAUUUCCACGACCCCUUAACCAGAGUGCAAAGUUACAGUCACGAAGAACCAAAGUUCCAUCACAAGCCUCCUCUUCCACACUUGGCUAUGCAUCUACAGCACCCCACUGUGGGCGCCCGGUCCAGCUGUCCCGGGGAUUACCCCUCUCCGCCAAGUUCAGCACACUCUAAGGCACCACACCUAGGCAGGUCCCUAGUGGCCACCAGAAUAGACAGCAUUUCUGAUUCUCGCCUCUAUGACAGUUCUCCUUCAAGACAAAGGAAGCCUUAUUCCCGCCAGGAAGGGAUGGGAAGCUGGGAUAGGCCAAGUUACGGGAUGGAUGCCUAUGGAUAUCGGCAGACUUACUCCUUGCCUGAUAACUCCACGCAGCCGUGUUACGAGCAGUUCACCUUCCAGAGCCUACCUGAACAGCAAGAGCCGACUUGGCGGAUACCGUACUGUGGGAUGCCGCAAGAUCCUCCAAGGUACCAAGAUAACCGAGAAAAGAUUUACAUCAACUUGUGCAACAUCUUCCCACCUGACCUUGUGAGAAUUGUCAUGAAAAGGAAUCCUCACAUGACAGACGCCCAGCAGCUCGCUGCAGCCAUUUUAGUGGAGAAAUCACAGCUGGGUUAUUGAAAGAUGAUGCAUCUUUGUGGUGUUUAGUAGUUUUUUGUUCAGCUCAAAUGCUGAGGGAGGUUUGCUACAAUAGCACAUGUGAUCUCCUUCUCAGCAAGGAGGUUAUAUAGUAUCCAUUUAUGUGAAAUACUGUAUCAUGGAAUCUGUAUGUAUAGCCCCACACGGUGGAAGUAUCACGGGAUUGCUUUACAUUUAAACUUUUUUUUAACAUUUCCUUUUUAAAGCUAUAUCCUUGGCUGGAAAUUUUUCCAGUUUGAUUUAAUAGAUGUAUCUGUGAUCUUUGAUAAUAAUCUUUGGUGCAUCAGGGGUUUAUAUGCAGCACUUUUUAUCCUUGUUUCAUGUUUUAUUAACUUGGUGUUUGUCUAUCAAUUGCAAGCAAUUACAGUACCUUCAGAAUGUGGAGCAUUUGACUAGACCUAGCAAACUAUUUUUUCAAGCCAAGCUUAAUUAGACUCUUUUACAGCUUUUUAAGUUAUUUUUAUUUGGGGAAGGUGGGCUUCUUUGUGCUAUAAUCAUUAUUUAUAGAAACAAAGAUAUACUACAGCACUGACUUUAUAUUUUAAACAAAAUGUAAGUUACCAAUUUAUGUUGAAAUGGGUAACAGUAUAUAUUAGAAUGAUUUACA